Hermetia illucens (black soldier fly) is the source of this 9100-nucleotide messenger RNA. RefSeq lists its product as uncharacterized. The transcript has 10 exons. Lineage: Eukaryota; Metazoa; Arthropoda; Insecta; Diptera; Stratiomyidae. The coding region runs from base 1407 to 7448 and encodes 2013 amino acids. Gene Ontology annotation, molecular function: protein binding. The record is from RefSeq and is a predicted model, not a curated record.
GUUGCGCAUCGGUCUGACGUUCGCGUGGAGCUGUCGCGAUUUUUGCCUAAUGUCGAUAGUUUAGCCACCUCUGAAAUAAUCAAAAACUGCGUAGAAUAACUUCAGAAACAUUUGCCAAGCCGAUCAUGUAAAAAUCCGGUGCUGGUUGUGUGAAAAUCCGAUUUUUCUCGAGUGAAACACGGUGCCUUGCGUGUGGGAUGUUGGUCGCUGGUUCGGUGUUUUGUUUGUAUCGACGUUUUCCCGUCGACGAGUCGUAAAUCAAAAUUGGAAACCUCUCGCGGGCUCGGCCGAGUGUUGAGUGCAGUGUGGCGAUUGGAUAUCUUUUCCCACGCACGAUUUUCCCAGUGCAUCUGACAACAUGAUCGGAUAAUCUGUCCGAGUCUAGGGGGGUGCGAGGCCUCAAUGGGUGCCGUCUCAAAGGAGUCGCCGCUCUUCCUUUCCCCACGGUGAAGUUUUCCCGUCCUGAAGUGUCCGCGAGUGUGAAAAUUGUAGGGAAAAUAGAUGGUGCAAGCGAGCGAAAGGCCGCGUGUCGAAAGCCAGUGCAUCCACUAGCGAAGGCGGAAAUCUCGGGUGUAGGUGGAAUUUGGAAAAGUGCAGGCGAAGUGGGAGAGUGAGUAAUCGCGGUCGUGCGGGAAGGUCCAGCGUAUCUGACCAUUGAUGCUGGGUGGCUAGAAGCCGCGGAGACUCCGUUUCGUGGUGCAGAAAUCACGUCGUGCGUUUGGCGUGUCGGUGUACGGUGCUUUGUUGGUCGCGACAUUCCUUGCAUUCCCGUUCUACGCACUUUACAAGGCCACCCCAGCGACAAUUAGCCUCUCCUCCGCCCGGAACCCAGCCCUGAAAUCCGAACGUGAAUUGUCAAGCCACGGCCAGCACUUUACCCGACUCGCGCGCAUCCUGAGAGUCCGAGGGGAAUGGAGGAUGCAUCAUUCAGUCGCGAACAACGACGUCAUCAUGAGUGUCUGGCGAUGCGAGGGUUGACCCCCACCGACGUCGGGUCUGUCAUUGUUGUCUCGUGUGAUUUUCUCGCUGACGUUACGGAUCUGCCUCGCCUGUCGUUCGCCUCUAAGUAAGGACGAGCAAGUCCCCGGUCGGGCGGAUCUCCUGACGCCCUAAACAGAACCCCCAAAUCACCAAUCGCCUGCAGCCAGGAAUUCUUCCAAUCUCUCAGAAAAACCAACACAAAAAAUUGGAUGUCGAGGAACUCAUCCAAGCGGAAUCCGUGAAUUUGCAAUUUUUCGUUGCGUCCUCGUGUCUCGCCCCGGCCGCCCUUCCGUGUCCCCACCAUCAGCGAGGAAAUGCAUAUUAUCAUCAGCCGAUAAAUUCGAACGCCAUAUUCAACUAGUAAUGAAGCAAUAAAUACAUAUUCGAAUUUGGAAGGAAGCAAUAUAUAAAACACAAAUCACACCAUGUCACGGUUACCUGAUAAUGAUAACAUACGGAACGACAUUUACGAGAACUUGCCUUGUCAAGCAAUGUUCAAUGAAUCCGUUCGCAAAAUCAAAACUAACGAGUCGAUAGUACUAAACAAUUGCAAUCAAAAUAAGAAAUCCAAUUUACCCAAAGAACUACUCUACGCUGCUCCCCUACGCAAAUCCGAUCGGUACAAAAGCGGUGAACGUAGCCGUUACAAAGUACACAAUGAAGCAACCGAUAAAUCAGAGAAGGUAUACAAUGUUGAGUAUAAGCUAAUAAAUAAGGAUAAUGUAGGAUUGAAAAAUUCAACGAACGGCUCUGCUCCAGGAUUGGGGGUAUCCGCAAUAAAAACCACCACUAAUGGGGGAAUUCCAGUUUGCGAUGCGGGACAAGAAAGCAGCCUAGAAGAUCGUAGAAUAUUGAACUUUUUGAAAGAUACAACUCAAGUUCAAAGGAAAGUUGACAUGGGAAAAGACUGUCCCAAUGCGAGUUUUUCUUGUUUGGCACGGGAAGAGCAUUUCGCUAAUUUAGUACAACAGAAUUUCACAACAGAACCAAGUGCUAGUAACAGUCAGACAGUCAACACAGACUCAGAUUCAGGUAUAGCAUCAGGUAUAAACAAAAAUUACCUGGAUGAUCCUGAACAACCAAGAGAUAACCUUGAAUCCACAGAGAACCUAGAGGAGUACAUGGAUAAGAAACAAUCCCCAGACAAAGAAGUCAAUGGGUUUGUCGGGUCUCCAUUAAGCCACCAAUUUCGUACUGCAAACGUUUAUAUAAACCGAGAGUGGGCACUCAAAAAGAUUGCUCUAUGCCUAGAACAACGAACUACUGGAAAGAAACCAAUCCCCGGAAUAGCUGGUUCUUCGAAAAUAACAGAUGAAGCAGCAGCCUCUAGCUCUGCCUUUGUGAGUAGAGCGGGUGGAUCACAAACUAACGCAAGCUCAUCCUAUCAUGGCUGUUUGAUUCUCGGUUCAAAUGGAUCCGGGAAAACAUCGAUAUGCCAAAGCAUCAUGAACGGCAAUUCUGGAACACGGGGCCUUCUCAAUCGAAAACUGCUUAGUUGCUAUUUUGUGAACUCACAGAAUCCGGAUUGUCAUAGUUUAAGUUUGUUUAUUCGAAGUAUUGUAUUACAGAUACUAAGCCAUUCGAGCCUAAUUACAAAAGAGAAGCUAGACAGCAUUAUGGACGGCAAAGAAAACGGAAUGGGAGAGAAUCCAGAAACUGAAAGUCAAACUAAUGUGCACGAAAAUAUUGAAGAAUUGUUGAUAGCCGAACUGACACUGGACGAUAAACCUGAUGCCGAACAAGGUGCAGCUGCCAGCAGCAAGAAAUCAAUCAUUCGGCAGAAAUCAGCUCCAUCCCCAGAGAAGCAAUGUUCGGAUUCAGAUGCUGUAAUGAAGAACGCUUAUUCGACGCACCCACCCGCUUCAUCAAAAUCUUCUACGGAGAAAAACAAAAACGCCAAUGAUGGUGAAUGUACUGAAAAACAAAAGCCACAAGAAGACGGCCAAGAUUGUUCCUCGAAUGUUGAGAACAGUGACAGUUCUAGUAAGCCUAAAUCAAGUCCUAGUAAAAAAUCAAAAAUCCCUGUUGCCAUCAGUAAUAGAGUUCCUAAAAGCAAUAAUGCAAUUCAACAAGGGGGCGGUGAAGAUAUUGCUGAUGUUAUGGGUGAUGAGCUGAAAAAUGCUAUUGAAGCCGAAAUCAAUGACGAUUCAUGCAUUCCAGAAGUGGAAGGAACGAUUCAAGAGCCGCUAAGUGCUGAUACGAAAGACCUAGCGCCAAUAAUACCUUCAGCUCCUUCGCAAGAUCUCUUACAAUUUUCACCAAAAUCUCCAAAAGCUUUAGGACCGAAUAUAAUUCCUCCACCUUUACCAAAAUCUAAAAGCUGUCGAACUGUAAUAGCUGACGGAUUCUACGAGAUGAUUCUCAGUAAUCCUGAAAUAUUUGAAUGCCUAAACGUGGAUAAUAUCGAGAAAAAUCCAGAUGAAUGCUUCAAAAAGGCAUUAUUGUUCCCAUUAUUGGAACUCACUCCACCUCGCAACGCGUUGCUUUUGUUGAUCGAUUCGAUUGAUGAAAAUUAUAUUAACGAAGGUAAUCUUAUUUCCACACUGAAAGGACGUUGUUCAGCUCAAAAAAGUCGAAACAUCGCUGAGUUGCUAUCAAAUCACAUACAUCUGUUUCCGAAAUGGCUUUUCUUGGUAGCUACAACUAAAAAGCAGAAUAAACACAUCACUAAAAUGUUCUCAGGAUUCAAGAAGAUUACUCUGGAUGACUUGAGAAAGAGUCACGUCGUAAAGGACGUCCAGGAGUAUAUCAUAAAUAGAUUGAAUUCAGACUUCAAAGGAACAAUCAAUUUGACUAAGGAGAUUAUUGAAAGUCUACAUCAGUUAUACAUAAAAUCGAACGGAUGCAUUCUUUAUCUAGAGAAAGUGUUGGACGGGAUCAAGGAUAAUUUCUUCUCCUUUAGGGAGAUAAAGCUUAUCCCCUGUACCUUGAAUGGACUGUAUCUGUAUAUUUGUCAGAAAUCGUUCAAUAAGAAACAAUAUUCGAAAAUUCGUCCAAUUCUCAAUAUACUUCUGGCUUCGACUGGUCUCGUUGACAAGUUAUUCGUGUUCAACUGCUUAAGGACUCAUAACUACACCAUUGACAUUGAAGAAUUCGAAAAACGUCUAGACUUGAUGCGAAACAUUCUUACCUUCUAUCAGAGCGGAGAGAAAAUGAAAAUUUUUCACAAUUCAUUCGCUGAUUGGCUAGUCGACGUGAAAUUCUCAACUAAAAAGUUCUUGUGUGAUGUCAACGAAGGACACGUCAUGAUUUCUAUGUUCUACACACUCGUUAGUGAAACUUUGUGCCCCAAUAGCGUUCGUCGAUUCGUCUAUCAUUUGAUAAAAUCGGGAGAAUAUUUGGUUAGCAAAAGCAUUAAUCUGGACCUCAUGCUUUUACUAUUGGAGUCGCGAGUAAACUUGAAUGACUGCUUCUAUACGAACUUGUUGAACUGCUGUUCGGUUUGCGAGGAAGAAUUCAAAAGCAAUGAAAAUUUCUUAGUCAAAACCCGAAAUAUGAUUGAGAGAUUUUUAAUGAAUGAACUCAACGACGAGUUUUCGACGUUCUUGUGUGAUUUCUUCAAGCCGAACCUGCCGACCGAUGCAAAAACUUUGAAACUGCUCAUUGAAACCGGAAUAAAUAAUGCUGAAAGCCAGCCAUCCUGUGAUUCAUCCUUAAAUUCACCUGAAUUUUCCGAAAAAUCACAAAACAUCGAUUGCGAACUCGCUGACCUUCUUAUUUCAACUGAAAAGAGUUGUCAGCAAGAAAUUCAACGACCGAAAAGCUCGUCAGAUAGAAGCGAGCCACAACAGCCCACAGAUAGUAUUCAAGAUGAAAUAGCUCUGCAUCAGAUAUCCGAGUCACAUCGCAUUGAAAUGCACAAAGGCAAAGCACUCGUCCACAUUCUAGCAAAUGAAGGAAAUCAUGUCCUCCUUGAACGUGCUUUGAAUGCAUGCAAAGGGCCUAUCGAUCUCGAAAUCGAGGAUUACAAUGGACAAACAGCUUUGAAUAUUGCAGCUCGUAAUGGACACUUGGAUGUUGUCAAGCUGCUUCUUAGUUUCCAACAGCCAGCAUCCGAUGGAAGCGGUCGGAUUCUGUGUGUUGAUGUUAACCACGCUGAUCGCGAUGGAUGGACUCCGCUUCGGUCAGCUUCCUGGGGAGGUCAUACCGAUGUCGUGAAGCUUUUGAUUGCUCAUCAAGGGUGUAUGAUUGAUCUUGCCGACAAAGAAGGACGUACCGCGUUAAGAGCUGCUGCCUGGAGCGGACAUGAAGACAUUUUGAAAAUCCUAAUUGAAGCUGGAGCUGAUGUGAACUCAGUUGACAGACAAGGAAGGACUUCCCUCAUUGCCGCUUCAUAUAUGGGACACUACGAUAUAGUUGAAAUCCUUUUGGAAAACGGAGCAAACGUAAAUCAUCUAGAUUUAGAUGGAAGAAGUGCUCUCUGUGUGGCUGCUCUAUGCGGCUCUUCAGGAUAUAGUAAAGUUAUCUCAACGCUCCUCGAACAUGGUGCCAAUACUGAUCAGCUUGAUAACGACGGCAUGUCGCCCUUGUUGGUCAGCUCUUUCGAAGGCAAUUCUGAAAUCUGCGAGCUUCUUUUAGAAAACGGUGCAGACCCUGAUCUCGCUGACUUCAUGGGAAGAACCCCAUUGUGGGCUGCAUGCACUGCCGGACAUGCAUCUGUUGUGAAGCUUCUCUUAUUUUGGGGAUGUGGCAUCGAUUGCAUGGAUUCUGAGGGACGAACUGUCUUAAGCAUCGCAGCAGCACAAGGAAACGUUGAAACCGUCCGACAACUGCUUGACCGCGGGCUUGAUGAAACGCAUCGCGACAAUGUUGGGUGGACUCCUCUUCACUACUCAGCUUUUGAAGGAUUCCAUGAAGUGUGCGUGCAACUUCUUGAGUCUGGUGCGAAAAUCGAUGAAUGCGAUAAUGAAGGAAAGACUGCCCUGCAUCUAGCCGCUCAAGAAGGACGACAGGCGUGUGUACAGGCUUUGCUGGAAAUCCAUAAUGCAUUUGUUGAUCAAAAGGCUCAUGAUGGAAAAACAGCGUUUCGAUUAGCUUGUCUAGAAGGCCACAUCGAUUGUAUCCAAACCCUUUUGAAAUUCGGCUGUGAUGUUAAUUGUAAGGAUGCAGACUCGAGAACUACACUCUACAUUUUGGCGCUUGAAAAUAAAUUAGAAAUCGUUAAGUACCUGCUCGAUGUAACAGAUAUCGAUGUUAACAUUCCAGACAGUGAGGGUAGGACAGCGUUGCAUGUCGCUGCUUGGCAAGGUCAUACAGAUAUGGUUAAGCUUCUGGUUACAUUAGGAAAUGCUGAUGUAAAUGCUAUGGAUCUCGAAUGUAGAACGCCUCUUCACUCUUGUGCAUGGCAGGGUAACAAUGAAGUUAUGGAAAUUCUCCUGUACUUCGGAGCUAUACCGGAUCAUGCAUGCAAACAAGGUGCUACAGCACUAGGAAUCUCUGCUCAGGAAGGCCAUGAAAAGUGCGUUUCAAUCCUUUUAAAAUACGGAGCGAACCCUUACAAAUCUGAUCAUUGUGGUCGGACCCCUAUGAAACUAGCUGCGAAAUCAAGUCGUAAUAACAUUCUCAAAAUCUUCGACUCGUAUACGAAAACAGAUGAAUCAAAUAUUGAACCCAGGCUACAUCCAAACCUACUUCGAUCACCUGAUAAUCCGCCCGAAAGGUCACCAGGCUUCCUGAUGGCCCAACCACCACAUCAGACGAAUCAUUUGGGACCGAAUAACAACAUACCGCCGAGUGUUUUGAAUGCAUCGAAUUCGACACAUAGUAGCAACUUCUACGAGAAUACAAUGCAAUCGGAUAAUAGCAGCUUACAGAAAAGGAAAAGUAUUAUUUCUAGUCAGUCUACCGGUAGUAGCAAUGAGGCGCCGCUAUCGUUUACGCAACAACUCCAGCGUCAUACAAAGUUGAAUUCACGCAAUAAUCCGUUUGUGCAAGCAUCUCCGGUUGUUACAAAUAAACGCUCAAAAGGACACCAUAAGCAUUCUCAAAUGCUACCUGAUUUGGAUGAAUAUCAGAUAAAUUUAGCCUCAAAUGCGACAACGAACGAAGCCGAUAUGUUUGAUAUGGAAUGCAUGUCACCACUAUAUGCCACACCACCUCAUUCGCCUAGUAGUGAAUUGAGUUCACCUGGACAAUUGCCCUCGCACCUCACCUUUGAGGAAAUUGGCGGCGUAAGCGGAUACACAUCGAAACCGAUAGCGAAUGCUGAUCAUCACUUUGCUCGUGACACUCACAUGCGAAUAAUUCUUGGAAAUAACAAAGAAAGCAAUCAUUCAAGUAAAUCAAAACGAAGUGGCAUUGCAACCAAUCCGGCCGUACGAAUGAUUCGUAGCCGUUUCGAUUCGGCAGCACAAUUGAUCCGACGUACAAACAACAUUCUCAAUAUAACAUCGAAUAGCAAUCAGGGAUCGUCGAGUAUUGGUGUUAAAUCGGGAACGUUUCAGUGGCGAAAAGAAAGUCAAAUGUAAUCUCUACAAAUAUUUAUGAUAAUAUAUUGAGGAAAUUAAGAGAAAAAAAUCAAAGCGGGAAUAUAUAUUUAUUAACCUAAUUAGCGUAAUAGUAGCAAAGAAAAUACUAGCGAUAACUCUUGUUUGCCUAAAUAAUUAAUUUAUUCUACAUACUAAACGUAUAAACAUAUUUAUUUCAUUUGUACUUUAUCGCAAAAAAGCAUUAGCUUCUCCUUAUGCGUUCGAAUAAAAUUGUGUUUUGUUUUAUCUUCACUGGUAACAGUUUCGAUCAAUAAUAUCUUAUGUGAUAAUAGUAUAUUUAAUCCUAUUUUUCUUUUUUGUUUUUAUAUUUUUCAUUUAUUUUUUAGUGGUAAGUAAGAAAUUUUUGCGUGUUUCUGAAGUGAUUUUACAGUAGUAUUUUUUUAAUCAUGAAAGCAUUCAUAUAUUGAUAAAAAUAAGGCUGCAAUUUAUUUAGUCUAUGUUAAUCUCAUGGCAAAUACAAGUUUUUCAUAACUGAUUAUACUCAUUGACGCUCCUUUUCAUUAUUGAAAGCCCAUUGAAGGCGUUUUUGAAAUAUUUUUACUUAAUUAAAAAUUCAUCUGUUUAUAAUCUACCACAUUAAAAAAAUAAUCUCCCUAUUAACGACGAUGGUUUUAGAAACUUAUGUUUCGUACUCUAUCCUCUUCGUUCACAUGAUCCACCCAUACUCGCUUACAUAUUGAUUCUUUUUCGCUAUUAUUUUUUUACCUUUGUAACUCCUCUAAAUAUCAAUCAAAUGAACUGAAAAGUUGCAGACACUCGUGACCAAAUUAACAUCCAAAGUACAUGGAUGUAUCCAAAUCGGAAAGACAAUCCUUAAUACAAAAAUUUUCGGCUAAGUCUCACUAGCAGUGAAGACGAUGAAUAAUUCCUUGUCCAUCCGCAGCUCCAUUGCAGUAUGUCUUGUCCCAAAUUACAGGCUUCUGCAAACAAUUUGGCACUGGAUCCCAGAUUACAUUUUCCUAUAUGCUUUUGAAAUAGGUGGAGCAUCUUUAUACAUUCUCAACGAGAAUUAGAAAGUCGGCAAAGUUUGGAAUCUCAUAUAAAAUAUCCUGUAAGCAAGCACAUUGAUAUACCCUUCCACUAUGUAUAUUCCUUUGUACAAUGAAUGCUGAGUUGUGCAUAUUAACCCCAAUUAAUUUUCAUAACAGAUAUUAAAUAAGUUGCAGCCACCCUAUUAUAAGAACGAAAAACCACAACAAAUAACCUUCACGUUAUUAACAGAGGCCUAUAAUAAACCAACAAAAACAUUAAAUUUCAGAAAAAUACGUAAAACCUAACAAUUAAAAACUUUAUCUGCAGAAAAAAGUCUGGAAACAAAAAAACUAGUAGAUGCAAAUAUCUAAAUGUAGUAAUGAUAAUAAAUUAUUAUUUAUUUCGCAAAUUCUGUAGAAAUGAAUUCUUCUCACUUCAUAAAUAGUUGGAGCUGCACACACAAACAAAUUAUUUGAAAACCGUCAAAGAGAAUAUAGUAUGUUCAAAGAAAAACUUAUAUCUAAUGUGGAGAAAACUCUGAAACACGAAUAAGAGAUGCAAUGAAACUAUUUAGCGGAUUAAAUACAAGAAUGGCCUAAUGUGGCGUCGUAUUUGCAUAAACGAAUGUGAAAAUGAGAAUAAAAAAAUGUACAAAGAAA